Messenger RNA from Spea bombifrons (plains spadefoot toad), 3776 nucleotides. It is a transcript of the gene EPHB3, whose product is annotated as EPH receptor B3. Gene Ontology annotation, molecular function: ATP binding; transmembrane-ephrin receptor activity; protein binding. The record is from RefSeq and is a predicted model, not a curated record. Gene Ontology annotation, biological process: cell surface receptor protein tyrosine kinase signaling pathway; protein phosphorylation; axon guidance. The coding region runs from base 392 to 3316 and encodes 974 amino acids. The transcript has 16 exons. NCBI's taxonomy places the organism in Eukaryota, Metazoa, Chordata, Amphibia, Anura, Pelobatidae. Gene Ontology annotation, cellular component: neuron projection; plasma membrane.
GCAGUGCGGGAUUCGCCAGUGUGAGGUCGGGAGUUACCCGAAUCUGCCCGCGGGGGGAGUGUGAGUGUUAGCAGUGCUGUACUGGCAAAGAGACUGAGCUCGUACACCCGCGGCGAGGCAUCACACGCUCCAGUACUCCCACAGAGGGACACACUUACUGGGAUACUUUCUCCUGGUAACCCGAAUACACCCGAGGAUUCUACACAGGAAUUCGAAUUCUAGUUGCGGGGCAGCACAGUCACCCGAAAAAAAAAAACCUAACUCGGAAUACACCCGCUUUAGGGGGUUCAAGGAUCGGGAUAACGCCGGUCGAUUUGGAGCCUUAGCCGGAUGAGUGGGUGAUCCAGGGGAAUCUUUUAUUCCGGGUGUAGUGUCCGCGGGUCACCCAGACAUGCUCGUGGCGUGGGUCGUGUUCGCGGUGCUGGCGGCUGUGGAAGGACUGGAAGAAACUAUGAUGGACAGCCGCUGGACAACAUCAGAGCUUGCUUGGGUUGCAUACCCAGACUCUGGGUGGGAGGAAGUAAGCGGAUAUGAUGAUGCAUCCAAUCCUAUAAGGACGUAUCAGGUGUGUAACGUGCGUCAGCUCAAUCAGAACAACUGGCUCCGCACACAGUUUAUUCCACGUAAGGAUGUCCAGCGCAUCUAUGUGGAACUGAAGUUCUCCGUGCGAGAUUGUAACAGCCUUCCCAGCGUUCCAGGAUCGUGCAAAGAAACCUUUAACAUGUUCUAUUAUGAGUCUGACACCGACUCUGCCUCUGCUGAUAGUCCUUUUUGGAUGGAGAAUCCUUACAUUAAGGUGGAUACCAUUGCCCCUGAUGAGAGCUUCUCACGUCGGGAUUCUGGCAGAGUCAACACAAAGGUUCGCAGCUUUGGGCCGCUUUCCCGUGCUGGUUUUUACUUGGCGUUCCAGGACUUGGGUGCUUGCGUAUCUCUUAUUUCAGUGCGAGUAUUCUACAAGAAAUGUCCAAGCACCGUGGCUAGUUUUGCAAGUUUCCCUGAGACUCUGACUGGUGCUGAGCGCACCUCGUUGGUCAUUGCACCUGGAACCUGUGUGCCUAAUGCUCUUGAAGUAUCUGUUCCUCUAAAGCUUUAUUGUAACGCCGAUGGAGAUUGGCUGCUGCCUGUGGGUGCCUGCACGUGUGCAGCGGGCUACGAACCUGCCGGAAAGGACACUCAAUGCAAAGCUUGUCCGCGUGGAACAUACAAAUCAAAACAAGGUGAAGGCAUCUGCAUCCCAUGCCCCCCAAACAGCAGGGCACUAUCUGCUGCUGCCACAGUUUGUCCUUGCCAGAAUGGAUACUACAGAGCUGAUGGCGAAACUCCUGAAAUUGCAUGCACAACUGUGCCCUCUGCUCCGCGAAAUGUAAUCUCUAAUGUGAAUGAGACCUCUGUUGUCCUGGAGUGGGUGGAACCUGGUGAUUCAGGUGGUCGUGAAGAUGUUAUGUAUAACAUCAUUUGUAAAAAGUGCUCGGGGAAGCUGUGCUCUCGCUGUGACGACAAUGUUCAGUUCUGGCCUCGACAACUUGGAGUCACUCAAAGUCAUGUUUCUGUCAGUCAUCUCCAAGCUCAUACAAAGUACAGUUUUGAGAUCCAGGCAGUAAAUGGGGUGUCUGGCAAGAGCCCCCACCCACCAAAUUACCAUUCUGUUAACAUAACAACCAACCAAGCAGCUCCUUCGGCUGUGCCUAAUGUGAUAUCUCAUGGCAGCUCAGCAGGUUCUCUCACUUUGUCAUGGUCGCCUCCUGAGAGUCCCAAUGGCAUCAUUCUGGAUUAUGAGAUAAAGUAUUUUGCAAAAGGCCACAGUGGUGCGGGUAACACAGUAACCAGUCAGCGCACAACGCUUCGUAUCGAAGGAAUGCAGGCUGACACUAUAUAUGUAGUCCAGGUUCGAGCUCGUACGGUGGCUGGAUAUGGUGCAUACAGUGAGCCACGGGAGUUCCAGACCACAGCCGAGGAUGGCGACCGGAGCAGUCUUCAAGAGCAGGUCCCAAUGGUUGUUGGCUCUGUGACGGCUGGACUGAUAUUUAUAAUUGCUGUUGUCGUUAUUAUAAUUGUUUGUUUCAGCCGCAAGCAGAGGAAUGAUCCAGAAUCAGAGUACACGGAGAAACUGCAGCAAUAUAUGGUUCCUGGAAUGAAGCUUUACAUUGAUCCAUUUACGUACGAAGAUCCUAACGAAGCCGUACGUGAUUUCGCCAAAGAAAUUGAUAUUUCCUGUGUAAAGAUUGAAGAAGUGAUUGGUGCAGGCGAGUUUGGGGAGGUGUGCCGCGGUCGUCUGAAACAACCUGCACGCCGAGAACAGCUGGUGGCUAUCAAGACCCUAAAAGCAGGAUACACGGAGCAGCAGAGACGUGACUUCCUUGGUGAAGCAAGCAUUAUGGGUCAAUUUGAUCACCCGAACAUCAUCCGCCUAGAGGGAGUUGUAACAAGGAGCCGGCCUGUGAUGAUCCUGACAGAGUUUAUGGAAAAUGGAGCUCUCGAUUCAUUCCUUAGGAUGAAUGAUGGUCAGUUCACAGUUAUCCAGUUAGUGGGGAUUCUCCGUGGAAUUGCGGCUGGAAUGAAGUACUUGGCAGAAAUGAAUUAUGUUCAUCGUGACCUUGCUGCACGGAACAUCUUGGUCAACAGCAAUCUUGUCUGCAAAGUGUCGGACUUUGGCCUGUCCAGAUUCCUGGAGAACAGCCGCUCUGACCCCACAUACACCUGUUCCUUGGGGGGGAAGAUUCCAAUUCGAUGGACUGCUCCUGAAGCCAUCUCGUACCGAAAGUUUACCUCUGCAAGUGAUGUUUGGAGUUAUGGAAUUGUCAUGUGGGAGGUGAUGUCUUAUGGCGAGCGACCUUACUGGGACAUGUCGAAUCAAGAUGUCAUUAAUGCAGUGGAGCAGGACUAUCGCCUACCACCACCUAUGGAUUGUCCUGCUGCUCUUCACCAACUCAUGCUGGACUGCUGGCUCCGUGACCGCAACCUGAGACCUAAAUUCUCACAGAUUGUCAGUUCAUUGGACAAGUUAAUACGAAAUGCAGCCAGUCUGAAAGUGAUCAGUCCAAUACAGGCAGGGGUAUCUCAGCAGCUUCUAGAUCGAACCGUUCCAGACUACACAACCUUUCCCACUGUGGGUGACUGGUUAGAGGCAAUCAAGAUGGGCCAAUAUCAGGAAAACUUUCUGAGUGCUGGGUUUACAUCCUUCCAUUUGGUGGCACAGAUGACAGCUGAGGACCUGCUCCGUAUCGGGGUGACAUUGGCUGGACAUCAAAAGAAGCUUCUCCACAGUAUUCAAGAUAUGAGGCUGCAAAUGAGCCAAACCCUGCCGGUCCAGGUUUGAGAUCCCAAUGCCCGGAGGACAAAACUCUUCAUAUUGAAGAAAUAUUAUGGACUUGGAAGGGGCUCCAUAGGAAGCUGAGGUGUACAUGAGAGAGACCCUGGGACGUGAUGGUGGUUUUAAGUGGAGUUACAGUCUUUGCACAAAGGGGCUUUCUACCCUCUGUUUGCUGAUAACUUACUCAUCAUCUGCUCAUGUGAGCAGGAUAGGCAACAAAGCCCACCCUUACUUUACUCAUCUAGUCAAUCUUGAAAUGAGAGCCUGAGUGACACGUGUGCAUGAAUGACCGAGUGAGAUGUGUAUGAUUGGGGCAAGGCAUCAAGUAAAACAGUGGAGGAACUGAAUGGCUUGAGGGGAAUGUGAGUGUGAAUGAGGCAAGCUUGUGGGUGGUAUAAGGGUAAGCAGAGGACCGUAUAGAAAGUCGAAAACAUUUUAAAGUGUCUUCCACUCACUUCAAGACCUC